CGAGUAGGAGGCCUCUGACGAGCUGGACGAUAUCAGAAACCGGCGGUGCGGUGCCAAAGCGGGCGGUCCGCGGAAUUUGGCCGUGCUGAUUGGUCAAGCGGGGGCCCGCCACUUGUGCACGCGCGCCGGCGGCCGUGAGCUCGCGCCGCGCUGUCCUUGAGUGCCAGUCCUUCAAAAACAGAGACCGCGUGGCCGGCCGCUUAGAGUUUUUCCCGCUGCUGCCUCUAACCAUGAAGCUUGCGUGUCUCCUGGUUUUCGCGGCCGGCGCCGCGGCCCGCAGCAUACAGCAGUGCGGCGAGGCGAGCACCUUACGCCAGCUACACGUCAUGUUUCGCCACGGAGACCGCACGCCAACGUCGCUAUACCCCAACGAUCCAAACUCGCCCAGGGAUUUUCCAGAAGGCCUCGGUCACAUAACGCACAAAGGCAAGAACGACCAGUACAACUUGGGAAAAUAUUUGAGGACAAAGUACGAAGACUUUUUGACCUACGAUUCCAACGAAAUGCGAGCAAGAAGCUCUAGCCGAGAACGGUGCCUGGAGAGCAUCCAGACCAACCUAUACGGCCUUUAUCCCCCACGGGACAAGAAAGUUUGGAACAGUGAAGUUGACUGGCAACCUGUACCCAUUCAAACAAUGCCCGUCGACUUGGAUGGCAUGCUGUACGAAGAUGCAAUAUGCCCCGCUGAUGACGAGGAGCUGGAACGAAUCCGCGAGUCACCGGAAGGCGCUGAGGUGAUGAGCAACAACGCGAAUUUGAUGAGGACGCUCGAGCAGCUGUCUGGCAAGAAAAUGACAGACUGGGUCAGCGUGAGAGAUUUGCUGGACACUCUGACUAUCGAGCGGAGUCGCAACCUGAAGAUUCCUGACUGGGCGCUUCCACUUUGGGGCAACAUGACAAGGGUGGCGAAAUACACGACCAUAUUGAAUUACAACAGCGCUCUGCAUAACAGACUACGAGCUGGUCUGAUGAUCCGAGAAAUACUGCGGCACUCCGAUGAAGUCAUUAAUGGAAACUCGAACGUGAAGCUGUACAUGUACGCUGCG
Molecule: messenger RNA, 1046 nt
Organism: Rhipicephalus microplus (southern cattle tick)
Lineage: Eukaryota; Metazoa; Arthropoda; Arachnida; Ixodida; Ixodidae
Product: testicular acid phosphatase homolog
Biological process (GO): dephosphorylation
Molecular function (GO): phosphatase activity
Source: RefSeq, a predicted model, not a curated record